AUGGUUACUGAGCUUGGCAGUGGCGAAAACAUCAAGUUGUUCUUUAUGCCUACUUACACCAAAAAAUACACGUUUGCUCCUCUUCCUUAUACCAGUCGUGGUGAAUCUAUCAAGCUCGAAGCGGACCCAAAGGGAAAGACAUUUGCUUAUACUAAUGGAAGGUCUGUCUUCAUUAGAGAUUUGGAGAACCCUUCUAUUGCUACCGAAUAUGCUGGACACAAAGCACAAACGACCGUUGCGCGUUUCAGUCCAAGCGGUUAUUACAUGGCUUCAGGAGAUGCUCAGGGUAACGUCCGUAUCUGGGACACCAUCAAUGAAGAACACGUUCUCAAGAGCGAAAUCCGACCUGUUUCUGGUAAAAUAAAAGACCUUGCCUGGGACAGUGAAAGCAAGCGUAUCAUUGCUGUAGGCGAUGGCAAAGAACGUUUCGGUCACGCCUUCAUGUUUGAUUCUCUCUCUUCCGUAGGCGAGAUCACUGGCCACACCAAGGUGAUCAACAGUGUCAGUAUCCGACACCAACGUCCCUUCCGUGCCGUGACCGCCUCGGACGAUUUGGCUGUCAGCUUCUUUCAUGGCGUACCUUUCAAAUUUGAAAAGACAAUUCGCGACCAUAGUCGAUUUGUACAUGAUGUCAAGUUCUCGCCUAAUGGUGAUCUCUUUGCUAGUGUAGGCGCGGAUGGAAAAAUCUUUGUUUAUGACGGUAAAACGGGAGAUAAGGUCAGUGAACUCUCUCAAGUAGAGGACAGUCACACAGGUGGCAUCUUUGCCCUCUCUUGGUCAGACGAUAGCACCCAAAUCUUAACUUCCUCUGCAGAUUGUACAGCAAAGAUUUGGGAUGUUGGCGCAAAAAAAGUCGUCAACACAUUCACGAUCAACUCGGCUUCAGAUCCUGUCAACAAUCAGCAGGUAGGUAACUUGUGGAAGGGUGACUACUUGAUUACUACAUCACUCUCGGGCAAGUUGCAUUAUCUGGAUAAGAACAGUGGUAGUAUCUCACGUCAUGUCGAUGGACACGCUAAAGCAAUCACAGCCUUAUCUGUAUCAGAACAAGAUACCUUAUUCACUGGUUCUUAUGAUGGUCGCGUCUACAGUUGGGAUUACAGUCAACAAGAACGCACAGAAGCUUGUUUUGUUGAAGGAGGUCAUGAGAACCAGGUGACUACUGUCCUUACUCAUGACGAUGUGCUUGUCACCACAGGCAUGGAUGACACAUUGCGUCUUGGAUCUACGAGUGCACGUAAUCUCAGUGAAAAGAUAACAUCAACAGGCUCCCUUCCUUCCUCGGCUGCUAUCUCCAAAGACAAGACAGUCGUUGUCACAACCCCAGAAACAGUCUAUGUCUACAACGAGAACUUGGAAAAGGUCGGACAAAUCGAAAAACCAGACUUUACGCCUUCAGUAGCAGACAUUAGUCCUGAUAGCAAAACAGUUUAUGUGGGCGGAAAGACGGAUAGUAAAGUGCGUAUUUAUAAUUUGGAAGACGGACAGCUUACAGUCACAGGCGAACUUUCCAAAAACAUGGGCAACAUCACCGCACUUGCCGUUCAUCCUGAACUCAACUUGAUCGCUGUAGGAGAUAGUGUCGGCAAGAUUUUUGUGUAUGAUAUUGAGACCAAGUCGACGGUCAUCCAGAGCUGGGUAUUCCACACAAGCAGAAUCACCUCCUUAAACUGGUCCCCCUGCGGCAACUACUUGGUGAGUGGUAGUAUUGAUACCAACAUCUAUAUCUGGAACCGUGAAAAGCCUAGAGAAAAGGCGGCAAUCAAGAAUGCGCAUGCUGAUGCUGUCAAUAGCGUCCGAUUCCUGAAAAAGACAAAUAGCUUGGCUGUCGUUUCGGUGGGUCAAGACGCAGCUGUUCGUGUUUGGGAAAUCGCGUUUUAA
Messenger RNA from Rhizopus microsporus ATCC 52813, 1881 nucleotides. Its product is annotated as WD40 repeat-like protein. Gene Ontology annotation, biological process: positive regulation of actin filament depolymerization; actin filament depolymerization. Gene Ontology annotation, molecular function: actin filament binding. Bases 1 to 1881 code for a protein of 626 amino acids. NCBI's taxonomy places the organism in Eukaryota, Fungi, Mucoromycota, Mucoromycetes, Mucorales, Rhizopodaceae. The transcript has 7 exons. The record is from RefSeq and is a predicted model, not a curated record. Gene Ontology annotation, cellular component: cortical actin cytoskeleton.